AUGAUAAUCAAUUCACAGACUAAUAAUAAUUUUAUCUUUAAUAAGGAAGUCGUAAAGGAACUUCUGAAGAUUUACUCAAAAAUUCAAAAAUUUCGGCUGCUGCGAAUGUACGAGAUACAAAGAAGAAAUCCAAAGCAAAUAACGAUGGCCAAGUUAAGCAUAAGAAACAUUCUAGUCUUAUCAAUAUUAAUCAGAAGAAUUCUGUUGAAAAAAGCGGAAAAAUGCUUUCUAAUUCUGCUUCUUUUCCUGUUUACGGCUCAAAACGAGGCAUCAAGUAAUAGAGUUGUACCAAUAAAUUGA
Meloidogyne enterolobii is the source of this 300-nucleotide messenger RNA. The record is from the annotation of a GenBank genome assembly. NCBI's taxonomy places the organism in Eukaryota, Metazoa, Nematoda, Chromadorea, Rhabditida, Meloidogynidae.